UUGCCCCUAGGAGUGAUUGUGAGUGCAGAUGUUUGUCUCAAUGUGCCCUACGAUUGGCUGGCAACCAGUUCAAGGUGUACCCUGCCUCCUGCCCGUUGACAGCUGGGACAGGAUCCAGCACUCCCGUGACCCUUGUGAGGGGAAAGUGUGGAAGACUGCGUCAUAUCAAAGCAGAAACACUAAAAGGAUACGUGCACAGUCCAGCUGCGCUGUUUUGCACGUUCAAGCCUUUGACGGGGAAGCGGUGUUUCCAACACCUACUUGAAAUACUGUACAGACCAUGAUGGCUUCCAUGCUGCUGAAGUCAAUACGAAGCUCCCCUGUCAGCCCCUCGUGGGCUGUGCAGUUUGCCGCACGGUCCCUUAGUGCAACGACUCACCUACAGGCUCAAGCUCAGACAAAAAGCAAGAAGACAUUGGCCCGUCCCGGCGUGAAGAACAUAGUACUGGUCGAAGGAGUACGAACCCCAUUCCUAAUGUCCGGAACAACCUAUGCUGACCUGAUGCCUCACGACUUGGCUAGAGCAGCUCUACAAGGUCUUCUCCACAAAACAGGCCUACCCAAAGAUGCUGUGGACUACAUAAUCUAUGGAACAGUCAUUCAGGAGGUUAAGACGAGCAAUGUAGCAAGAGAGGCAGCGCUGGGUGCAGGAUUCUCUGACAAGAUCCCUGCUCACACAGUCACUAUGGCCUGCAUCUCCUCCAACCAGGCCAUGACCUCAGCCGUUGGCCUUAUUGCUGCCGGGCAGUGUGAUGCCGUAGUGGCCGGUGGGGUCGAGUUCAUGUCCGACGUUCCUAUCCGUCACAGCCGCAAGAUGAGGAAAACGAUGCUUUCACUCAACAAGGCAAAGACCCUCGGCCAGAGGCUUAGUUUGAUUGGCAGCAUCCGGUUGGCGCACUUCUCACCAGAACUUCCAGCUGUAGCAGAGUUCUCCACAGCCGAAACAAUGGGGCACAGUGCAGACCGCCUGGCUGCUGCAUUUGGUGUUUCCAGAGUUGAGCAGGAUGAGUUUGCUCUACGAUCGCACAGUUUUGCUAAAAAGGCCCAGGAAGCAGGUUUGCUGCAGGAUGUGAUCUCCUUUAAAGUGCCAGGCCGUGAUAUUGUUUCUAAGGACAACGGCAUCCGUCCAUCCUCCAAGGAGCAGAUGGCCAAACUGAAACCAGCCUUCAUUAAACCUCACGGCACCGUCACCGCUGCCAACUCCUCCUUCUUGACUGACGGUGCCUCUGCUGUGCUCAUCAUGUCUGAAGAGAAAGCUCUGGCAAUGGGCUACAAGCCGAAAGCCUACUUGAGAGACUUUGUCUAUGUGUCCCAAGACCCCAAAGAUCAGCUGCUGCUGGGGCCAACAUAUGCUACACCCAAAGUGUUAGAACGUGCUGGCUUGACCAUGAAUGACAUUGACGUGUUUGAGUUCCAUGAGGCCUUUGCGGGUCAGAUUAUGGCAAAUCUGAAGGCUAUGGACUCUGACUGGUUUGCCCAGACAUACAUGGGCAGAAAAGCAAAAGUGGGUACUCCCCCCAUGGAGAAGUUCAAUAACUGGGGAGGCUCUCUGUCCUUGGGUCAUCCAUUCGGUGCCACCGGUUGCAGACUGGUCACCACGGUUGCACACAGACUGCAGAAAGAAGGAGGCCAGUAUGGACUUGUGGCAGCAUGUGCUGCUGGAGGACAGGGUCAUGCCAUGGUGAUUGAAGCCUACCCCAAGUAAAGCCUGUAAAUUACCAUCACUAACCAACAUCCUCAAUUUUGUCACAAGAGCGACAAAAACCCGUACGCGUACAGUACUGAACAGCCAGAUUGUAUAUAUUUGCACCACUUUGCCUUGAUUAGACAAGUCAAGCUAGAGUAUGUGUCAGCCUUGAAUAAAAUGGCUGUUAAUUUAUAGCAGUGACAUGGUUAAGAAUGUCACCUGUUGGUUUAAGGGAAAGGCAGGAGCAUCAUGUCAGCACUUUCUCCAAUGUAUCAUGACAAAGUAAAGGCCUUCAGAUGAUCUAAAAUCCUGGCAUUGUUUAUAAUGUUAGAAUGUUUUUCUUACAAGAUGUUGGAAUUAAAUGAUGUGAUGAUAGAGAA
Molecule: messenger RNA, 2067 nt
Organism: Syngnathoides biaculeatus (alligator pipefish)
Lineage: Eukaryota; Metazoa; Chordata; Actinopteri; Syngnathiformes; Syngnathidae
Gene: hadhb
Product: hydroxyacyl-CoA dehydrogenase trifunctional multienzyme complex subunit beta
Exons: 18
Coding region: 281-1705 (474 amino acids)
Biological process (GO): fatty acid beta-oxidation
Molecular function (GO): acyltransferase activity, transferring groups other than amino-acyl groups
Source: RefSeq, a predicted model, not a curated record